Molecule: messenger RNA, 207 nt
Organism: Plasmopara halstedii
Lineage: Eukaryota; Oomycota; Peronosporomycetes; Peronosporales; Peronosporaceae
Exons: 2
Coding region: 1-207 (68 amino acids)
Source: RefSeq, a predicted model, not a curated record
AUGAGUUCUGCUUUAAGUUUUACAGCGCGACCAUUAAGCGCCAUUCGUGCUGGGAGAACAGAUAUUUCCCGAUCAAAUGCCUGGCACCUUCGGCCUCACCAAACUGAAAAUGCCGGAGCCGUUCACGACAACUGUACACCCUUCACUACUUUGGGCUCUUUGCGACUUCGGCAGAAACUAGAUCGAGUGAUACUUAUGAUUUCUUAA